CCCCUGUUGCAGAGCCGGCUGUGCAGGAGAAUGGUGAGGAAAGUGGGGAAGGCAAGGAUGGAAAGGAUGCAGAUCCCAGCUCUCCAAAGAAGUGCGAUAUUAUCAUUAUCUCUGGCCGCAGGGAGAAGUGUGAGGCAGCAAAGGAGGCACUGCAGGCUCUGGUUCCUGUCACCAUUGAGGUGGAAGUUCCCUUUGAUCUUCACCGUUACAUUAUUGGCCAGAAAGGAAGUGGGAUCCGUAAAAUGAUGGAUGAAUUUGAAGUGAACAUCCAGGUCCCGGCUCCUGAGCUGCAGUCGGACAUCAUCACCAUCACUGGGCUGGCUACCAACCUGGACCGUGCAAAGGCUGGGCUGCUGAAGAGGGGGGGAGCUGCAGAAAGAUUGAGGGAGCUGAAAGCUGAGCAAGAGGAUCGGGCCUUGCGAAGCUUCAAGCUGACAGUCAUUGUGGAUCCCAAGUAUCACCCUAAAAUCAUUGGGCGGAAGGGAGCAGUGAUCACCCAGAUACGCACAGAACAUGAGGUCAACAUCCAGUUCCCUGACAAGGAUGAUGAAAGUCAGGCCCAAGACCAGAUCACCAUCACUGGCUAUGAGAAGAAUGCUGAGGCUGCCCGGGAUGCCAUCAUGAAGAUCGUUGGUGAGCUGGAGCAGAUGGUCUCUGAGGAUGUGACUCUGGACCAUCGUGUUCACGCACGCAUCAUUGGUGCACGUGGUAAAGCCAUCCGUAAAAUCAUGGAUGAGUUCAAGGUGGAUAUUCGCUUUCCCCAGAGUGGAGCUCCUGACCCCAACUGUGUGACUGUGACAGGACUCCCUGAGAAUGUGGAAGAAGCUAUUGAUCAUAUCCUGAACUUGGAAGAGGAAUAUCUUGCAGAUGUAGUAGACAACGAGGCAAUGCAGGUAUACAUGAAGCCCUCUUCACAUGAAGAAUCCAAGGCCCCAUCCAAGGGCUUUGUGGUGAGAGAUGCCCCCUGGGCCACUGUCAACAAUGAAAAGGCCCCUGAUAUGAGCAGUUCUGAAGACUUCCCCAGCUUUGGGGCUCAAGUGGCCCCCAAGACUCUUCCCUGGGGACCCAAACGAUAAUGACCUGGAAGCAGAAACUCCUCCAGCCUGCUGACCUGACACUAACCUGCCACAAAUACUUCCUGUCUGAAAUCUGACCCAGCGGCUGGAGCACAAGUCAAUUGCCCUAAGAGGUCUCCUAAUGGUGUCUGGAGUGCUAGACCCCAUCCUGCUCCCUUUAGCUAUCUCCAUGGCUAGGACCCACCCUCAUCUCUUGAUGGAUAUUCUUUCCUCUUUUGGAACAAGACUUCAACUCAGAUUCAAACACUAAAUGUGUGUGUUUUUGUUAGAAACUUCAUAAUUGACUCAAAGUGGCUAAGAUUUGCAGCUUCCCAAGCGCUGGCAGAGCAAUCUGCUCUCUUGAGCAUGUCUUACUAGGCAUUCUCGCCUUCAUUAGGAGACCUCCUUUACUGUGGCUAGGAAUCUACUUCCUGUCUCAUGACCUCAGGAAAUAAAUUUCCUUGACUUUCUAAAGCCAAAA
Molecule: messenger RNA, 1536 nt
Organism: Apaloderma vittatum (bar-tailed trogon)
Lineage: Eukaryota; Metazoa; Chordata; Aves; Trogoniformes; Trogonidae
Product: vigilin-like
Cellular component (GO): nucleus; cytoplasm
Molecular function (GO): mRNA binding
Source: RefSeq, a predicted model, not a curated record